UAGCUGGAGCGUCGGCGAAUUAAAUCUUGGGUGAAACUGAGAAGGUUUACCCCAGUUGUGGAAAAAAUAUUCCCUGAUUUUCCAAGCUCUUGCUACCUUCUGAAACAUCUGAUCACAUUGUAAAUAACUACCAUCAUAGAGUAAGGCCGGAAAGAAAGGGUAGUUUGGUCUUUGUCAUCUGUAAUAUAGUAGAAUAUAAAGAUCGCCUGUUCUACUCUUAUGACACUUUUCUUUCGAGAUUUCAUUUUUUCGGAUUAAGUCAUUUUGUUUUCUUAUUGCAAAAUGAACUUCAGAGGAAAUCACCACCACCAACAUCAUCAUAGAAAGAAGGUUCCUUAUGGAAUUCGUUUUUUACAGUGGCUCGGCAAAGACAAGAACAGAUUAUAUCGAGGACAUACUCUUCUAUUGACUUUCUUGGCCUAUACUUCAUACCAUCUGUCCAGGAAACCCAUCAGUAUUGUAAAGGGUUCUUUAAGUGGCAAUUGUACAACAACAGAAAUUAAACCAGGCAGUAGUCUAUCACUUAUCUACUCAAAAAGUCACAGCAUUCAUAAUAUGUCUACAUUGACAACAUCAUGUCCCUCAUGGGCACCAUUUGAUUCAUCAGAUAGCAAGGAGCUUCUAGGAGCUUUAGAUCUUGGUUUCCUGUUUUCCUAUGCAAUAGGAAUGUUUGUUAGUGGAUAUCUAGCAGAACACAUGGACCUCAGGAUAUUUUUAUCUGGUGGGAUGAUCAUUAGUGGUCUAUUUACUAUCAUGUUUGGAAUGGGUUAUUUUUGGAAUGUUCAUAAUUUGACAUUCUUCAUUGUAAUGCAGAUUUUUGCAGGAUUUUUUCAGUCAUCAGGCUGGCCUAGUGUUGUAGAAUGUGUUGGAAAUUGGUUUGGAAAAGGAAGGCGAGGUCUUAUUAUGGGAAUAUGGAACUCUCACACUUCAGUAGGUAACAUUGCAGGCUCAGCCAUUGCAGGAAUUUGGGCUGCACAUCAUUGGGGCUACUCGUUUGUYGUUCCUGGAUUAAUCAUCAUUGGAAUGGGAAUCAUUGUAUUUUUAUUUCUUGUUGUUGAUCCUGCUCACAUUGGAUGUUCCCCACCUAAUCAUCACAUGGAGGAAAAUAAGAUUGUAGCAUAUAUAAAUGGAAAUGCUGGAACUGCGAACACAGAGGAAGAAAGUUUGUUGUCAAAUUGUCCAGAAGGCACUUAUGCAGAUUCUGCUUCAAACAGCUACUCAACUCCAGGAAUGAAAAAAGGUGAACAUGGUGCUGAUUCUGAAGCAAUUAACUUUUGGAAAGCUCUUUUGAUUCCUGGAGUUGUGGAGUAUUCUCUUUGUCUGUUUUUUGCCAAGUUGGUCAGCUACACAUUUCUGUUUUGGCUGCCAUUUUAUCUAGAACAUACAAAAAUUGGAGGUAUUCGAUAUGGACCUGAAUCUUCUGCAGAUUUAUCAAUCUUUUUUGAUGUUGGAGGGAUACUGGGUGGGAUAAUAGCUGGAGUCAUAUCAGACAAAACAAAUUGUAGUGGUAUUACAUGCGUGUUUAUGCUGCUCUUAGGAGGRCCAAUGCUUUUUAUCUAUAGAUUUUUUGCUAAUUCAAGUAUAGGUGUGAAUAUUGCUCUAAUGACAUUAUCGGGAGUUCUAGUGAAUGGACCAUAUGCACUUAUAACAACAGCAGUGUCUGCUAAUUUGGGUACCCAUGAAUGUUUACGGGGGGAUACUAAAGCAAUGGCUACAGUUACAGCGAUCAUAGAUGGGACUGGUUCCUUUGGUGCAGCUUUAGGCCCAUUACUAACAGGAAUCAUAUCACCCACUGGUUGGAACAAUGUCUACUACAUGUUGAUAGCUGCUGACCUUGGUGCUGGUAUUUUCCUUACACGACAAGUUUGGUUUGAACUCAAGACUAUUUUACCCUGUAUUCACGGCAGAAGGCCACGUCCUUCUCGCGUUUCUGUUGCCGAGUCUGUAUAUCAUUCAGGCUUAGUGGAGUAGAUAGCGCUCGACAGCUUCAAGAUAAUGGAAUUAAAGAUAAAAUGAAAUGGACCUACCAAUCACAUAAGGCCCAGUCAGYUCAUAGGAACAUAUAAGAAAUUUUAUAAAUUUGCAUCAAAUAUAUUUUAUUAUUUUUAAAUCACAAGGUAUUUUCCAGGGGUGCAAUAUAAGGGUAUUCAUCGGAAAUUAUGCAAUGUUUUUAAUAUUAGAGUGUAUUUUUUAAUAUAUACCUUAGUAUAGUCUCUCAGGCUUUUUCAUUUCUUGCCCUUCAUUACUUUUCUUUUCUCUUCUCGUUUCCCCUUUGUUUUCAUAUACUAUCGCUUCUAACUAAACGCUUACGCUUUUAUAAAAAUGUAAUUAAAAUUUUAGGGAAUUCGAUGAGCAAAUCUGUGAAACAGAUAAAAGGAAAAUAAAUUUUUGAUUUAACAAGUA
Molecule: messenger RNA, 2403 nt
Organism: Exaiptasia diaphana
Lineage: Eukaryota; Metazoa; Cnidaria; Anthozoa; Actiniaria; Aiptasiidae
Product: glucose-6-phosphate exchanger SLC37A2
Exons: 24
Coding region: 283-1971 (562 amino acids)
Biological process (GO): transmembrane transport
Cellular component (GO): membrane
Molecular function (GO): transmembrane transporter activity
Source: RefSeq, a predicted model, not a curated record